Messenger RNA from Sclerotinia sclerotiorum 1980 UF-70, 1023 nucleotides. RefSeq lists its product with no specific name. Lineage: Eukaryota; Fungi; Ascomycota; Leotiomycetes; Helotiales; Sclerotiniaceae. The coding region runs from base 1 to 1023 and encodes 340 amino acids. The record is from RefSeq and is a predicted model, not a curated record. The transcript is spliced from 2 exons.
AUGGCACAAUCCAGUCCCACAUUUAUUGCAAUGAAUAACCUUGGGACUUCUGCUUCAACAUCAGCUGUUACACCUACCCAACAGAAAUUUAAUUCCUCAACUGCAAGGCUGAAUCUUCCUACACAAGGAGUUGCACCCUGCCCUCAAGGACAACCACAACUAUGGGCAAUUCCAGCUGGUAUCCCAAGUAAUAAGGCUCUUGCUCAAGGCCAAAGACCGAAUCAGCCUGUACGACAAAGCUUACAAGCUCAAGGUCAGCCAUUACAUGCGCAACCCAUAGUAUCUCAAGUCGUUCAAUGUGGAUGUCUACCCGGAAAUCUAUGUUCACAGCAUACACCCGUCCCGAGUCCUAAUCCUAUUGUUAGGUGUAUGAAGUUUCUUGUCUGUUGGGAUUGCGGACCUCUUGGAGCUACAAUUGCCAUUAUCGCUUUUGCGGUUGGUACCAUCAUAUCCUACUUUGGUAUAAAGCUGGCUAUUUGGACUGCUACUGAGGACUAUAUUGAACAUUGUCAGGCAGAUGAGGAAGCACAGCGAGCGACGCUCCAAUGUAAAAAGGCAGCUGGUCAAGCUCUACCUCCACCACCAUUUUUCGAGUAUGAUCCUACAAACAAUACUGUUGUUCGUCGAACAUUGGGUGGAAUGCUAUUAGGUUCUACUAAGUCAAUCUCUUACAACAACAAUUACGUUUGGGCAUACGCGCUCCUGUGUUGUACAUUUUGCUGGUUAAUUCUGUCCAUGACAUGCUAUUUGGCAUGGAAAUUACCAGGUACUCGACGCAUAUGGGCUGGAUAUUCCCGAAAAAUAGCCGCGGAUUCCUCAAAUAAAGUUUGGCAUCCCUCAUCAAUUUCCGAUCCAAAUCGAAGAUUCAGUCGUACGCCUAGGCGUACCGCUUGCCUGCAAGCCAUUGAGAUUAGUGGUGUAGGGAGCGAGUCAGGAUGUGAGCCUUAUGGGAUCACAAGUGCCUCAUCAUAUGCAAUAAUAGCAAAUGAAGACAACACUAGUAAUGUGAGGCGUCGUGGCUAA